GGUAUUUACAGACGCGGUCUCUGUGUGAGUGCGCGUCCGCGCAAUGUGUGUGUCAGUGUGUGUAUAUAUGAGAAAAAGACAUUCACCUUUUACACCAAGCCAGCAGAGGACUAGUUCAAAACUCACAGCUCUCCAGAUUCUAAACCCCGAGACAAUGGAGUACACUGGAAACAAAAAGAUUCUGCCUAAUCCAGUCUUGCUGCAAGAUGAGGAAUUAUAUAAGUAUCUACUAGAUACUAGUGUGUACCCGAGAGAACCAGAGCCACUCAAGGAGCUGAGGCAAGCUACUGCAAAACUCCCCAAUGCUUGCUUUGGUACUUCACCUGAUGCAGGUCAGUUAAUGGCCAUGCUCUUGAAACUUGGGAAUGCAAAAAAGACAAUUGAAGUUGGAGUUUUUACUGGCUACUCUCUUCUCCUUACCGCUCUCGCAAUUCCUCAUGAUGGCAAGAUCAUGGCCAUAGAUAGAGAUCGCACAACAUACGAAAUAGGCCUCCCAAUCAUACAAAAAGCUGGAGUGGAACACAAAAUCGACUACAUUGAAUCACCAGCUCUGCCUGUUCUUGACAAUCUCUUGGGGGAGCCAAAGAAUGAGGCUGAUUUUGACUUUGCGUUUGUUGACGCUGAUAAAGGAAAUUAUUGGAAUUAUCAUGAGAGGCUGAUGAAGUUGGUGAAGAUCGGAGGGAUUGUUGUAUAUGAUAACACGCUGUGGGGAGGGACAGUGGCUAAGCCUGAAGAGGUUGUUCCAGAAAACAAAAGGGAGUUGAGGCGUCAUGCGGUUGAGUUUAACAAGUUAGUUUCAGCUGACCCUCGAGUUGAAAUAUCUCAUGCUUCUAUAGGUGAUGGGAUCAUCAUCUGCAGACGCAUUUGCUAGGUUUCUUUCAUCUUCUAUGAGUGAAUAAGUGCAGGUUUAUAGCUUCAAUAAUUGAGCACUUGAGAGAGUGCUAAUAACUGUUGGAUGUUGAUCUAUUGUCUCUGUCUUUAGUUAUUUGAGAUUGUAAGUAACUGAACCUAGUUUUUCUUAUUGAAACUACUCGGUGUUGAAUAA
Messenger RNA from Rosa chinensis, 1045 nucleotides. Its product is annotated as probable caffeoyl-CoA O-methyltransferase At4g26220. Lineage: Eukaryota; Viridiplantae; Streptophyta; Magnoliopsida; Rosales; Rosaceae. The transcript is spliced from 5 exons. The record is from RefSeq and is a predicted model, not a curated record. Gene Ontology annotation, molecular function: S-adenosylmethionine-dependent methyltransferase activity; O-methyltransferase activity. Bases 44 to 871 code for a protein of 275 amino acids.